Molecule: messenger RNA, 546 nt
Organism: Scheffersomyces coipomensis
Lineage: Eukaryota; Fungi; Ascomycota; Pichiomycetes; Serinales; Debaryomycetaceae
Exons: 1
Coding region: 1-546 (181 amino acids)
Source: RefSeq, a predicted model, not a curated record
AUGUCAACAAACCCUCAAGAAGAAGUGUAUAAGGAAUACUUAAACUACGACUGGAACUCAUUUUCUGAUUUCCAAGAUGGUGUAAAACAAAUUCUAGAUAAUUACUUAGAUAAUUUAAAGGAACUGAAUCCAUCCACAAUUUCAAUUCCAGCAUUGGAUCAACAACAAUUAAUAGAACAAGCUAAAUCAUUUUAUUAUUGUUCUCAUACGGGAAAUAUCUUAAAUAUUGACGAUUAUACACAAUGGAAGUUACAUAAUGGGGAUAAAUAUGAUAAAAAUAAGAAAAUAACUGAAAUUGAAGAGGAUGUUAAGCCAAGUGAAGAACCAGAAGCUACAACUGAUAACGCUUCGUCCGAUCCACCAUAUUCAUCAAAUUAUCAAGAAUUAGUGGAAUUGAUUGUUUCUGGUAAACCUGUUCCUGGUAUAAAACAUAUCCCAGAUACUGUUUUAAGUGAUCAAAGUUCAACUUCAAAGGCAAGUCAAAGAGUUAAACCAUGGGAAAAGAAUAAUACUUCUACAACUACAACCAGUGAAACUUUGAAUUAA